This is a messenger RNA of Emiliania huxleyi CCMP1516, 537 nucleotides long. RefSeq lists its product as hypothetical. NCBI's taxonomy places the organism in Eukaryota, Haptophyta, Isochrysidales, Noelaerhabdaceae. The transcript has a single exon. The record is from RefSeq and is a predicted model, not a curated record. The annotation marks the transcript as partial.
AGCGGGCGCGCGUCCUCUGCUCGUGGGUCGAGUCGGAUCCGACCGCUGCGGCCGUCGGCUCCACAGUUGAGAUCCACUCUCUCGUCUCCCGGCCCUCGAUGAACGGCAAGGUCGGCGUCGUCGUCUCCGCAAACGAUUCGACGGGCCGCUUCGGCGUGCGCGUGGCGGGCGAGGCUAAGGCACUCGCACUGAGGCGCGCUAUGCAAUGGUCUCUCCCCGACUCGCCGGAUCCUCUCUUUGACACGCCUCUGCCCUCCCUCAGGCCGGCCAACCUGCAGCCAGCGGCCGAGGCGGUGGACGUGGGCAGGCUCAUCCUCAAGGCGGCGGAGUGGUCGCCGCAGUCGCACGAGCUCUUCCCAACAGCGGCUCGCAAGCGGGCGGUCGAGGUGAUGCGGCUGGGCUACCUGAUCGCUUGGGACGAGGAGCGCCUCGACAGCCGCGAGGGAGCGGCUCCGGAGCUGGCGGACAUCUGGCGCGGGUUUGUGCUGCCAAGGGUGGUGGUGCGAUGACUUAUACGGGGGUUUCAGUGAGAGGGCC